Colletotrichum godetiae is the source of this 662-nucleotide messenger RNA. RefSeq lists its product as uncharacterized. The record is from RefSeq and is a predicted model, not a curated record. NCBI's taxonomy places the organism in Eukaryota, Fungi, Ascomycota, Sordariomycetes, Glomerellales, Glomerellaceae. The transcript is spliced from 2 exons. Bases 129 to 470 code for a protein of 113 amino acids.
GACGUGGGAUUAUUUAGGAAGCCUUAGCAUGUAGUUGGCUUCACUAUCCUACUGCAAGUCUCAACUGGCACGAAUACCAAGGCAAGGUCGUGCAAGAUGCAGAGUUGCGGAACUCUUCUCAAACUGCCAUGCUGAGCCUCAUCCACCAUCACUCCACUCACUACAUCGGCGUAAUCUUGCUUCUCCACAACCCGAACAAACGGCUGUGGAUACCUCGGCGAACGAAUCCGAAGCCAGCCCUCACAAACCCGCGAGAAUCGGCUCGCCGGCGGGAAACAGCCCCGCACACCGGGCCGGCCCCACAGCGGGUACCCUCUCCGGCCAUCACAGAGGUGCUAUCGUCUAUCCGUAAUAAGGUGGAUUCAUUCCAAAACUACUCACCGCCGUCCGCCUUAGACAUACUCGCACAAGCUCACCACCGAUUCGUGAUCGCCGGCCUCCCACCCGGUUGUUCGUACCGCUCUGGCUAAACAUCGGCUGCAUGUAGCUCCACGGUUCAUAGUAGAGGCCCACCAUCUCCAUUCAAGAAGGUCGUCUAUUCUAUACUUCCACGCACUUCAUUGGAUGACCUCACGCCCCAUCCCAAAUAGGCCAUGGAGGCUCCUCUCAAGCGACUAACUCGUUCCUCCUUCUACACCAGAAUUUCCGGGCUUUUGCCGGCC